CCGCCUCCCAACUGGGAGGUAGGUGUGGGCUAGGAACUGGCCUCGGCCGUGGAGGGUGGGGGUGCGUGCUGCUGCUUAGGACGCCCCAGCGGCUCUGUGGGGCGCGCAGCACGCGGCUCCAGGGACUGGUGGUCCCGACGCGGCUGGGCGUUGCGCGGAUGGCCCUGCUCCGGUGUCCCGCGCUCGCUCUCCUCCUCCUCGUCUUCACUGUUGCGCUCAGGUGCCAGGAAGAGGCCCAGCCCACCGACUGGAGAGCCACCCUGAAGACCAUCCGGAAUGGCGUUCACAAGAUCGACACGUACCUGAACGCCGCCUUGGACCUCCUGGGAGGCGAGGAUGGGCUCUGCCAGUAUAAGUGCAGUGAUGGAUCUAAGCCUUUCCCACGUUAUGGUUAUAAACCUUCCCCGCCGAAUGGAUGCGGUUCUCCACUAUUUGGUGUUCAUCUUAAUAUUGGCAUCCCUUCCCUGACAAAGUGCUGCAACCACCAUGACAGGUGCUAUGAGACCUGUGGCAAGAGCAAGAACGACUGUGAUGAGGAGUUCCAGUACUGCCUCUCCAAGAUCUGCCGAGGGGUGCAGAAAACGCUAGGACUAGCUCAGCAUGUUCAGGCAUGCGAAACAGCAGUGGAGCUCUUGUUUGACAGUGUUAUACAUUUAGGCUGUAAACCGUACCUGGACAGCCAGCGAGCUGCAUGUAGGUGUCACUACGAAGAAAAAACUGAUCUUUAAAGAAGAUGCUGACAGGCGGUGACAGCAGAUAAGGAUGGAAGAACAUAACCUUUGGCAAAGAACUAAUGGUUUUUACAGCAUAAAGUUGCCUUAUUCUUGUGAAAGGAUUAUUGUAAGAUCUUAUUUUGAUAUUAAAACUAAAAAAACACUUCAAACUAAAGAAAAAGUGGGGGAGGUUAUGUUCCUGGAUACAUCGCUGCCUUAGUGUGCCAGAUUGUCUUGACCAGUGCCUUUUUUGUUAAUUUACAAAAAAAAAAAAAAGAAGUCAAAUGUAAAAUUCAUUAUAAUGUCUGUUAAACAUUACCUUAUUUGGAAAUAUGGGGAGAUCAUCACUCAGAAGUGUAUUUGUUUACUAUAAAAUUUUAAAUAUACAUUUAUGCCUGGAAGGACCUGACUUUAUUUUUUCUCUUUGAAUUAAUACAAAAUACAUUGUUUUUCUGUAGCCCAUUGAGCAUAUGAAGAAGUCACACUUCUGUUAAUGCAGGACUAAUUACAAGGACAAGGUUCCCAUGUCUGCUUCUCUUAUAAGAUCAGAACCAUUCGCUGGUGACCUCUUAGGGAGCAAAACCAGGAUUCGUAGGUAUUAUGUAAUGUGCUUAGAAAGUGAUGUGAACAAAAUUCAGAAGCACAGCCUCUCCCAUUUUAUGAACCACUCCAAUGACAAAUGUCGUAGUUUUCUAUAAUCUUUGCCUAAACUGGAGAAAAGAUGAGCUUAAUGAGACAAGUGAAAAGUUGUUUAACAUACGCAUCAUAGCAUUAUAUUCUGUUAUGAUUUGGUGUUUAUUCCCUAGCUUGCUCCUCAUAAUAGAUUCUGGGAUAUUUUUAUUAGGUGGACUUAAUAAAAAUUAUUCUCGAUAUUGGUGUUGGGGGGGAGUUUAAGUCCUAACUGUGGGGUCAAAAGGGAUGACAAAGCAAGAUACAAAGAACUAUCUUUUAUAAACCUCUCACGUACAUGAAAAACUACUAACAGAUGUUUAAGAGCAAACCCCACAACCUCAACUGCCUCUGAAAAUGUGUAUUGAGAGCUUUUCAGAAAGCUCGGUUGUGGUCCUCAACUACUCUUCACUUACCACUGGCUGUUGGCUUUCCUGAGCCCAGAAUCCCAAGCCAUAUAUAUCUUUUGAGGAACCUGUGGCCAAAGUUGUUAAGACAAACUACUUGGAAAGUCAGAGAAAUACACCACCAGGAGAAGUGUUUUUUUCCCAAGUCAUUACAGGCAGAAUUCAGAAAAAAGAAAAAUACAUUCUGGAAAAAAGGCCACAUUCCUAACUGAACACAGCAGGUCCCCAAAAUCAUUGAUGAGAUGAUGUAGAAACUUAACGCUUGUUUAUAUCAGUUAGCCUAUGGUUAAAACUGGUUUUGUUACACAAAGUUUCACUUAAAGUUGCAGAACUUAUUGACAGUGUAAAGUGAGGACUUACUGUAUAUGUUAUUGCUGAGAACCUAAUAGCUACUCAAACUGAGAUGGAGGCAUCUGUUCUAGGAGAUGUGUCCUCUAGUAGACAAGGCAAGUGUAUCACACCUCAUGGCUAAGUGAACAAACUGGGAACUUAAUGUUUGGAACUCUUAAUUGAUACUUUUCAGACUUUUUUAAAGGACCAGUUUUAUAAGCCAUUAUCAAUAUUUAAUCGCUAUCAAUAUUUACUAUUGAAAUACUUGACCAAAUAACUUGAAACUUAUAAUAAAUUCAUGGACUUUCUUGGCAGCAUUAGCUUCCUCAGGAAGACAAACUCAGAACGUCUUUUUAAAUAUUUAAUUCAUGAUCAUAAAUUAUAUACAAAAAUCAGUAGAGGCUGUUUUUUAUAUGUUCAGGUUUUUUAAGACUUGUUAUCUGGGAAUAACUUUAGAUUUACAAAAAAAAAAUUGCAAAAAAAUAACAUAAAGACUUCCUCUCUGUUUCCUACCUCUAAUGUUAACAUUUUAACAUAACCAUGAAACAGUUGUUAAGAAACCAACAUUGGUAAUUACUAUUAAUUAAAUUCAACUUUACUUGGAUUGUGCUAAUUGUUCCACUAAUGUCACUUUUCUUUUUCAGGAUCCAGUCUAGAAUACCACAUUGCACUUAGCAUGUCUAUUUAACCUCUGGUCUAUGAGGGCUCCUCAGUCUUCCUUUGUUUUUCAUAAACUUGAUAAUAAAAAGUAUUGGUCAGGUGUUUUGUAGAAUGUCCCUCAUUUUGGGUUUGUCUGAUGUUUUCCUCAUGAUUGGACUGCGGAUAUGCAUUUUUAGGAAGAAAAUCACUGAGGUGAAGGGUUCUCAUCAAAUCACGUGAGUAGUUGAAUACUAUCAAGUUGAUGUUGACGUGGUUAAGAAACUGUCUGUUAAGUAUCUGCACUGUAAAGUUAUUAUUUUCCCUUUCCAUACUUUUGUGCACUGGAAGCCAGUCCCCAAGUCCAGUCUAUGGGAAGUGGAGGGUGGGCAAGAUUAGGUUCCACCCCCUGGAAUGGGGCGUGUAUCUAUAUGCAGUGCUUGGAAUUCUUCUGUAACAGAGAUUUGUGGCCCACCCCAAUUUAGUUAGUUAUUCAUAUCAUUGUGGACUCUGUAUACUUCUGUUACACUCUGGGUAAUGUUUAUUUUCUUGCUCAAAUCAUUCCAGCUUGGCUAUUGGGAAGUAUGUCAGGUUGGCUCCUGGGUCUCUGACACGCCCAUCCUUUUGAUUUUUGAGCACUUCCAUAGUUUCUGGCAAGAAAGUAGGAAAGUUGCUCCAGGCUCAUGUUGUAUGUUCCCAGCCCUGAAGUCAGCCGCUUCGGUUCCUUUUAAUGGAGAAUGGUUUCUGAUGGAACUUAGAAACUAAGAUCUAGGUACAGGAUGUGCUUCUUGCUACCAGGUAUCACUGCUUCUAGAC
This is a messenger RNA of Pteronotus mesoamericanus, 3571 nucleotides long. It is a transcript of the gene PLA2G12A, whose product is annotated as phospholipase A2 group XIIA. Bases 159 to 728 code for a protein of 189 amino acids. Gene Ontology annotation, cellular component: extracellular region. The record is from RefSeq and is a predicted model, not a curated record. Gene Ontology annotation, molecular function: A2-type glycerophospholipase activity; calcium ion binding. Gene Ontology annotation, biological process: phospholipid metabolic process; lipid catabolic process; arachidonate secretion. The transcript has 4 exons. Lineage: Eukaryota; Metazoa; Chordata; Mammalia; Chiroptera; Mormoopidae.